This is a messenger RNA of Nelumbo nucifera (sacred lotus), 1684 nucleotides long. The record is from RefSeq and is a predicted model, not a curated record. NCBI's taxonomy places the organism in Eukaryota, Viridiplantae, Streptophyta, Magnoliopsida, Proteales, Nelumbonaceae.
AAAACUUCGGACACCCAGAAGCGAGGGAACAGUAGGGCGACGAGUCAGAACUCCGAAGAGAAGAAGAAGUAGAAGAUGGCUUCUGAUCAGUCAUCUCCUCAUAUCGUUCUCUUUCCUUUCAUGUCCAAAGGCCACACCAUCCCAAUCCUCCACCUUGCUCGCCUCCUUCUCCUCCGCCGUAUCUCCCUUACCAUCUUCACCACCACAGCAAAUUCUCCCUUUAUCCGUCAAUCCCUUGCCGACACAGACUCCUCGUUAUUUCACGUUGUGGACCUCAGCUUCCCUCAAGAUGUUCCCCAAGUCCCACCUGGAGUCGAGAGCACCGACCGACUUUCGUCUAUGUCUCUCUUCGUUCCCUUUGCUAAUGCCACCAAAUUAAUGCAACCUCAAUUUGAACAAGUGCUCCAAAGUCUGCCAAGAGUCAGCUGCAUAAUCUCCGACGGCUUCCUCGGCUGGACUCUGCAAUCUGCGUCAAGGUUUGGUAUACCCAGGCUCGUAUUUUUCGGUAUGAACAACUUCUCCUCGACCGUCUCCCGUGUCGUGGUUCGGGAUGGGCUUCUUGCAAACGUCGGUUCAGAUGACGACCCCUUCACUGUUCCUGCCUUCCCUUGGCUCAAACUCACUAGAAACGAUUUCGAGUAUCCCUUCAGAGACCCUAAACCCGGUGAUCCCCAUUUUGAAUUUGUUGUAGAGCAGAUCGUAGCGAUGUCGAAAAGCCAGGGUACGGUGGUCAACAGCUUCUACGAGCUGGAGCCCGGUUAUUUAGAAUAUUGGAACCGGGAGUUCGAGCCCAAGGUUUGGUGUGUUGGACCUCUUUGCUUGGCCGAACCUCCGACGGUCCAGUCCCUCCAGAACCAGAAGCCCACAUGGAUGCAAUGGCUGGACCAGAAGUCAGCAGAGGGCCGAUCUGUCUUGUACGUUGCGUUUGGAUCCCAGGUCGGUAUCUCAACGGAGCAGUUGAGAGAGAUCACGAUUGGGUUAGAGCGGUCUGAGGUAAGUUUCUUGUGGGUGGUGAAAUCGAAGGAAGUGAAAUUCCUAGAAGAUGGAUACGACUACGAGGAGAGGGUUAAAGAGAGAGGACUAAUCGUAAAGGAGUGGGUUAAUCAGAGAGAGAUACUGGAUCACCAAAGCGUAAAUGGGUUCAUGAGCCACUGUGGUUGGAACUCGGUGUUGGAGAGUUUGUGUGCAUCGGUGCCCAUCUUAGCAUGGCCGAUGAUGGCAGAGCAACACUUGAAUGCAAGGUUUGUGGUGGAGGAGAUGGGCAUGGGUCUGAGAGUUGUUGCAAACAACGGCUCAGUUCGAGGUUUUGUGGAGUCAGAGAUGAUAGAAAAGAUGGUUAAAGAAUUGAUGGAGGGAGAAGAGGGAAAGAAGGCGAGGGAGAAGGUGAAGGAGUUGGAGAAAUUGGCUAGAAUGGCCAUGGAAAAAGGUGGGUCCUCUUGGCGCACGUUAGACAGACUCCUGGAUGAAACCUGCAUGCAGGAGAAGGUGAUUUGAUUUCGAUUCUCUCAUUGGUUCGUAUUCGUGACGGCAUUACCAAAUUGUUGCGUUUGAAAUAAGUAAACGCUGGCCACAUACUAAAGGAUAAAAAUCAAUAGCCACUUGUCCUCGUCUCAGUGAUUAAUGCGUAUUCACUAUGCUGUGAUCGAGUUUCUUGUUUAAAUCUGAUGGUACAUGUGUCGAACAA